CUUCAUCCCGCAGGACCCCGCGCAGUCAUUCCGCAGCAUCGAAUUUGUCGGGUUGGUUGACCUGUACGUACGCUGCGCCGAGAUCUGGCGUACUGUCCGACGAGCACUGAGAACGCAAAAGGCCAGCUUGGCAUGGUCUUUUUUGGUCAUCCGUAGCGACAACGACUAUGAGUUGAUGACAUUGUCAACUGGACAUUGACGAUGGCCACGAACGUCCUCAUCAGCUCGCAAGGCACCGUGUUCCUUGUCAUGCGUCGUUCUGUCGAAGAUGACACCAUGCUGAAGUUAUUUUCAGAGCAACUCAAAGACACGACCCAGGAAUCUACAUUCGAUGUGUUGUACCCGCUAUUUAAAGAUGAUUGGCUCCAGAAAGACGACAUCAUUGACCCAUUCCUCGACAGAAGACGCUACCACAUGAGGACAGUAUGGAUCUUUGACCUCGAUAACGAUCUCGUUCGGUUUCAUAAGGCAAACCACUACACCUGGGUCGCUCUCGAUCUCUUCCGCCAGCAAGAUGUUACUACUCAAGAUUUUAUUCCAUACACGCCACCGACACCUGCCACGCAAGGAUCUCUAUCUAAACUUAAGCUGCAUAGACGGCUAAUGCGGCGCAACGGCAUCUGUGCAGAAAGCCUGGCGAGGCGUGGAGCGUUGGUUGGCAGGUUGCUUUUCGACUUCGCAUACCAGUGGAGACAUGUUCUUUGCGGUCGAUACAACAACUCUACUUUCAAAGAGGUGUGUACACCGCGCCCAGGCAUCGGCGGCUAUUUAAUCUGGCUGAACAGCCUCCCUGAAUGGGAACCGUUCAACGAAAGCAUUGUCCGAGUUGGCGGGGUAUCCAUUGUCUUUGCCCAGCAUCCUUGCCAUGCCAUCACUAUGAUCCGCAACGACUUCCGAGACUACGUACGUUGGGAGACCAAACUUGAUCCUUCUUAUUGUCUGAGGGGAAGUCGAACCUAUCUUGUGCUAUCCGUUCGGGAGGUCGCGCUUUUCCGAAUUGAUUCUGAACAAGAACGAUGUACCACCACCGAGCGCUUACUUGACGGCACGCUGCCUCUGUCGGAUACAGCGCUCAAUCUACUUCUCGAGGCCACACAGGUCAAGGUGCCUGUGACGCCUCUUCAUCAACUCCCGGUUGAAUUGCAAGAUAACGUCCUCCAAAACAUGUCAGCAGGACCAGUCGAAAGGGCGAGGGCAGGAUGUGUACUGGGACUGGGAAGCCCCUUUACAUGGAGAUCGGAAGGUCGAGAUAUACAGAGGGUAGAGGGACGCACGAAUCGAACCCCGUGGCCACCAGUGGAGUCACACAUACACUUUGGCGAGUCGAUUCCUGGGCUCGUCUAUAAGUGAACGUGGUCUGGACUCUGGUGUGAGAGAACCAGAGCGGCGCGCCAGAGGCGCAAAACGGAAGGCAGAGUCAAGUCGGUCACAUUGAAGACCCAGAGAUACAGUUAUUCGUUGAAACUUGUUGUUACAUCCCCGAUUCCCCGUUGUGAGCUCCGGACAAGUUGGUGGUCUGUCGCAUAGAGGCAAGGAUGGACCAGGUCGAUCAAAGGCCGGAGGAGAAUCCCCUAAUUAUGCCUGCUCGAGAUGUGUUCAUGAUGAGGUGACGCAGAAAACUUGACUGCUGGCCUGGCCUGGCCUGGCCUGUGCAGUGAGUGUUACGCG
Emericellopsis atlantica is the source of this 1668-nucleotide messenger RNA. RefSeq lists its product as uncharacterized. The transcript has 4 exons. Lineage: Eukaryota; Fungi; Ascomycota; Sordariomycetes; Hypocreales; Bionectriaceae. The coding region runs from base 202 to 1350 and encodes 382 amino acids. The record is from RefSeq and is a predicted model, not a curated record.